Dioscorea cayenensis subsp. rotundata (Guinea yam) is the source of this 1281-nucleotide messenger RNA. RefSeq names its product U2 small nuclear ribonucleoprotein A'. The record is from RefSeq and is a predicted model, not a curated record. Gene Ontology annotation, biological process: mRNA splicing, via spliceosome. Gene Ontology annotation, molecular function: U2 snRNA binding; protein binding. NCBI's taxonomy places the organism in Eukaryota, Viridiplantae, Streptophyta, Magnoliopsida, Dioscoreales, Dioscoreaceae.
GUGUUGUGUUGUGAGAAGAGGCGGUGACAACCCUUGGCGAGUUCUUCGUCUUCGAUCUCCGGCGGCGAUGGUGAGACUCACCGCCGAUCUCAUAUGGAAGAGUCCUCACUUCUUCAAUGCCAUCAAGGAGCGCGAGCUUGAUCUCCGAGGUAACAAAAUUGCUGUUAUUGAGAAUUUGGGCGCCACAGAGGACCAAUUUGAUACUAUUGAUUUAUCUGAUAAUGAGAUUGUGAAGCUUGAAAAUUUCCCUUUCUUAAAUCGUCUGGGCACUUUGCUGAUAAAUAAUAAUAGAAUUACUCGCAUCAACCCUAAUCUUGGAGAAUUCCUGCCAAAAUUGCACACUCUCAUCUUGACAAACAACCGUCUUGUAAACUUGGUGGAGAUUGACCCCCUUUCUUCUCUUCCAAAGCUGCAAAUGCUCAGCCUACUAGACAACAAUGUGACAAAGAAGCCAAAUUAUCGUCUAUAUGUCAUCCAUAAAUUGAAAGGUCUGCGACUGCUAGAUUUUAAGAAAGUGAAGCAAAAGGAGAGGAUUGAAGCACAAAAUAUGUUUGCAACCAAGGAAGCAGAAGACGAGGCCAAAAAAGUGCCAGUGAAGACAUUCACUCCAGGUGAGGUGCAGGAUGUACCAGAUAAUACAAAGACAGAGAAACCUCCUAGAGUUGUGGCCCCCACACCAGAGCAAAUUACUGCCAUCAAGGCUGCAAUAGUAAAUUCUCAAACACUUGAAGAAGUUGCAAGGCUCGAGCAGGCACUUAAAUCUGGCCAAAUUCCUGCAGAGUUUAAUGUCCCAGGCAAUGAUACAGAAAUGAGUACUGUUCAGGAGAAUGAUGAUAAAAUGGACACAGAUGACAAAAAUGACGUGGAUGAUGCCCCAAAUCAAGAGGGCUGAUUGAAGAUGCCCCAAUAAUCAGUCAGGGCGGGACACAACAUCCAUGUGCUAUGUCUUGAAGGUUACUUUGAUCAGCAAACUGAGUUGCGUGUGAUCAAGAUUCUGCCAUAUUAAUUGGCUAUGAGAAGCAUGAGUUGGCCCCCUGAUCUAUUGCACCUAUCCAUUUUGAAAUUUCAGACUCGACUCAGAAAACAGUCUUAAUUGAAUUCUGUACUGUCUAAAGUUUAACCGGUAGAUCAGACUAUAAUGCUUUCGGUCAAGCCUGUUUUUUGUUUUAAGGAUAUAUACAUGUGAUCUUAUUGUAUCAAUGAGAGAAUGUAGUUUGCCAUGCUUGCCAUGGGCCUAUCUGACCAAGAUUUUACUAAUCUGAAUGAUAAUUAAUUUUGAUU